This is a messenger RNA of Truncatella angustata, 495 nucleotides long. RefSeq lists its product as uncharacterized. Bases 1 to 495 code for a protein of 164 amino acids. The record is from RefSeq and is a predicted model, not a curated record. NCBI's taxonomy places the organism in Eukaryota, Fungi, Ascomycota, Sordariomycetes, Amphisphaeriales, Sporocadaceae. The transcript has a single exon.
AUGCACCUCAGCCAGGCUGCCCCCAUGCCCCGCGUUGCUGGCGCAUAUGCAAGAAUCGCAGUCGCUGCCCGUCCCAGAACACCCACCCUCGCGACCUCAACAUAUCGAUAUCUACCGGACAGUCGCGGGAUCCAUCCCGUCCAGGCGUCCUCUUUCGCCCAUCGCCCAGGCCCGAUUCGGCGCCAGGGCGUCGUUCUCGACGAAAGGCAGUGCGACCUUGGGCGGGUGGAUCGUCUUCCUCACGCUCCCGUAGUAUUACUCAAACGUCAGGUUGUCGGCGGCGAUCCCGCCGACGACGGGAUGUGGACGUUCCACCUGGUCGCGCGUGAGGAGGAAGAAUUCCCCGAAGACACCCCUGGCCGAUCGCAGCAUCUCGCGCAGGAAGUGCAGGCCGAAGGUGUCGAGUCUCCAGAAGUACUGGAGCUUGUGCUGGAUGAAACUGCGGUAACGCCCUCUCCGUCUGCACGUCCCGCGACUCGGAGGUGUAUUGUCUGA